AUGAUGCCGCUCGCGCCGACGCCAAUUGUACCGGUGCCGUCGAAGCCGAAGAUCGGCUUCAGCAUCGACUCGAUCGUCGGCGGCGGUGGUCAGGGUCGCGAGGAUCGUUUGGAUCGAUUGGAACGCGUGGAGAUCGAGAGGGACGAUGGUAGCCCGAUGGACGUCGAGGGUUCCUCGUCGCCGCGUAGUAGACGCGUGACAACAAGAUCGCCCGGUGCACACUCGGAGGGAUCGGAUCGUCCUGUGUCACGAAGUUCCUCCGUCGAAUCCUAUCCUAACUCGCGUAGAACACCCUCUCAUCCUGGUAGCCAUCAUCAUCAUCACGGGAACCACCAUGGUCAUCAUCAUCAUCUGUCCGCCACGACACACCUGGAUUUUAGCCGAACCACCGUCCAUAGCCACAGCGGAGGAUCGACGCCUAAUAACAGCCCUAGCCCGCCUCACAGGAUAUCUCACGGUGAUUCUCCCGUCGGUGCACAUCCUCAACCGCCUCCAGGAGUCGUCAGACCGAGUCCGAAUUACCUUGCACCGCCGCCCGGCGCGGCAACCGCAGCGGCUGUCGCCGCGGAACAGUUGAAAUCUUUGUACGGUUUGCCUGGACACGGUCCAACUGGACCGCAGACAGGACAGAACGAGUAUCACACGCAGCAGUUAGCUUUGGCUGCGAAUUUAGCAGCGGCACAACACUUUCAAGCGGCGAACCUUGCCGUUGCCCUUCAAGCACACCACGGUGCGUCGCCCCAUGGACCUCCGCACGGGCCGUAUCCACAUGGCGGCGCACCAGGUGGACCUCAUCCACCGCCGCAUCCUCAUCAACCGCCUAGAGACAGCUAUCCGCUUUAUCCUUGGCUACUGUCCAGGCACGGUAGGAUCUUCCCUCACAGAUUUCCUGGAGGUCCCGACAUACCAGGCUUCCUUCUGCAGCCGUUCAGGAAGCCAAAGAGAAUAAGGACAGCGUUCAGCCCGAGUCAGUUGCUGAAGCUGGAGCACGCGUUCGAGAAAAAUCACUACGUGGUCGGGGCGGAGAGGAAGCAGCUAGCGCAGGCGCUCUCGUUGACGGAAACACAGGUGAAGGUCUGGUUCCAGAACCGACGGACGAAGCACAAGCGGAUGCAGCAAGAGGAGGAGGCGAAGGCGCAGCAGCAGUCAGGGGGCGGAGGUGGUGGCGGCGGCGGCGGUGGAGGCGGGAACGCGAACAACAAUUCCAACAACAAGAACACCCAUCACGUGAGCAAAUGGCAACAGGAGACCGGGGACUAUCACCACGAGGAGGAGGAGGAAGAGGAGCACAUCGAUCCCGAGGCCGAGGAGUGUUCUAGCGGCUCGGAGGCGUAG
Molecule: messenger RNA, 1335 nt
Organism: Habropoda laboriosa
Lineage: Eukaryota; Metazoa; Arthropoda; Insecta; Hymenoptera; Apidae
Product: homeotic protein empty spiracles-like
Exons: 3
Coding region: 1-1335 (444 amino acids)
Biological process (GO): brain development; central nervous system development; neuron differentiation
Molecular function (GO): DNA binding; DNA-binding transcription factor activity, RNA polymerase II-specific
Source: RefSeq, a predicted model, not a curated record